AGAAAUUAUUACAUGUCCAUCAUUUUCUGACUGCUCAUAUUGUGAUUUUUUGAAGGCAGGAAAUCUUAACAGGGUAGGUAUAUAUGUUUUUUUUCCAUUUUUCCCUCUUUAAAUAUGAUACAUAUAUGUAAGGAUUUUUGUCUUAUUCUCAUGGGAAUGAAAAUGUUUAUGUUGUUAUGUGCUAUUCUCUUUUUUUCAUGAAUAUCAUUUUGCUUUGAAUGUGAAACAUAGAGUUAAAGUAGCCAGAUGGGUCACUAAUUAAAUUUGCAUCAAUCUUUACCUAGUGGUUCAAUCCUUUGAAUUCAUGCUCAGGAGUAUAAAUCAAAUGUUGUCAUCCUUCACUAGUGUUUGACACCAUUUCUUAUUAUGUUGCACCUGGCAGCUGAAAUGCAUCUAAUGAUUAAAAAGUUGCUUUGGUCAUUACAGGUGUAAUGACCAAUAUAGGAUGCAACUGCUUGCUCUAAUGCAAGGUUCUGUAUUUUUGACCCUCCAUAUGAUUUUUGGGAGAAGGGCAAUAGCAAGCUCACAACAUGCUUCUACUUAAAAAUAUUUGUGGUUAUAAUUAUCAACUUCCUGAUUAGCAAAAACAAAGUUGGAACAUGUGGCUGCGAAUGAGUUGCAUUGGGAUUUAAAGCAGACACUUUAAUUACUUUUUUCAUGUGGAGGUUACUUUUGAUGAUGUUUGUAGCAUGUUGAAGCACAAAAUUUUACUCAGUGCUGGAAAAACUGUGACGAUUGUGUAAACAAUUCAACAUGUUCAAGAUAUUCAUAAAUUGCCAUUACAUAUAGCUAUUAACAGCCAAUUUGUUCAGUUUCUGUAAAAGUAUAUCUCAUCAGAUGACCAGAGUGACUUGUAGGGGAUGAUAAAAAUAAUGAAAACCAUCAUGGCCCACAUCAUUUUACAACUGCUUAAAUGGUGAAAUUUAAAAAUUUUUUCAUAUCCAGCCCAAUCAUGGAUUUUUGGAAUAAGGAGACCCUAAAUUGUUUAAAAAAUAGUAAUCUGAAAGUUGACUUUGUGGGAAAUGGCUAAGAGAGCUGUUUAUUUUUGUCCAAUGAAAAGUGUAUGAAAAUAGCUGGCAUGCUGAAAGGUUUGAAGUGAUUUAAGUAAGACACAUGUAUUCCUUAAUCUCACCAGAGGAACAAAACUAACAGAACUCAACACAAAGAAGAACUUACAGAUGAGAUUUUUUCCAAAAUGGGUGUACUUUGUAAAUGAGAGCAAGUAACAUUAUUUUGUUAUGGACAUUACAUAAUGUCUGUAACAAAAAUUACUAAAAUCCUGGAAAAAGGUAAGAAAAAAUAAAGCCCACUUUAUGUUAUGGACACUAUAUUACAGACAUUACAUUACGGACAUCACAUUAUAGACAUAUUAUAUUAUGGACAUUAUGACUGCAUGACUUUAAUUAUGGUAAUUCUUUUGGGAGAAAUAAAUGCAACAUGCAUACCAAUUUUGUUCAAAUUUAUCACAUCCAAGUUUUCAGUGCUUUUAACUAAACACCAUUAACAAUAACCAUAACAACAACUGUACAUUGAUUAGGAGAAGUAACACCACACUGACAUGAGGAGUAUAAAUUUUCAAAAAGUGUGAGUCCAAGUGUGAAUUAAGUUUACUGAAAGACAUAUCGUAUUUAGAGUCAGUACCUUCUUUUAUAAUAUCUGAAGAUAACAAAUUAAAAUAUAGCAUGCAAUGUUUCAGAAAUGUAGCUUACAACAAGCAAUACUUCAACUUUCAAAGGCCAUUACACUGAUAAUACUAUAGAGAAAGUUGUAAAUUCAUACAGUUCAGUGCAAUGUAACUUUCCAAAAUGGUAUCAACUGGCUUAUUAAGAGUCAAUGAACAGUACUCUCACAAAAAGUUCAGAACAAUCUAAGUUUAGUAAUUAAAGCAGUGUUUAACUACUGCAAUCUGCAGUUAUAAAUUUGAUCAUUUAUUUGCAAACAUUUUCUCUUUGAAGAUAUUUAAAAAGCCUCUCGAUAUAUGAAAGACUUGGAACAUUGAAAUGUCCAAUGCCUUUCAGCUCUUUGGAGCCCCAGUAGACUCUUCUCUUGUGGACAAUAUCAAUAUUGCUCCUUAGAGGCUAGUUAAAUGUUUUCACAACUUGAUGAAGAAAUUUGAAUUCAACAUCAUUAUCAGUAACCCUAAGGGCUCUUCCAAUGUAAAAUUGAGUGUCAUAUUAGAAACCUGUACUGUGAGUGUUUAUUAUUUUGCCUGGUAUUUAUGUUAUAUCAAGAACUGUACAUGAUAUUAAUUACCCAUUUAAUUAUGUUGGGAUUGAUGGCUGUGAUUAUGUUUGGCUACAAACAUGUGGAAAUACCAGAAAUAGUUAUCUUAAUAUAAAAAUGGUAAUGGCAUUGGUACAAUUUUGGGUCUGUUCAUGGAACUGCAGGUGUUGUAUGAUGAUCAAACAGUAAAGUAUGCACUAAUUUUUACUGGUUUUGAUCAAUAUUCUACCAAAAUGAAGUUGCUGUGAUGCACAUUACAUAGAUUAUCUACUUUUGAGAGUGGAGGUGUAUGAUAUUCUUUGGAAGCUCUGCAGUUAAGUGUUUGUCUGGUUGUUGUCAUUAUUGUAGGGCGCUGCAGUGGCUAAGAGAAGUUUCAUGCGAGUGUAUAUAUUGACCAUUCUUGCAUGUGAGUCCUGGUGAUUGCAUGUAUGGAGCUUUUCAGUUUUAUUAAUUGAAGUAGUUGCCUCAGGGCAGCUAGCAGAGAGUUUUUUCUCUCAGAUAUAACUGACUUGUGGGCUGUGUUCUGCAGAUUUGUAUGGUGCUUAGUGUUUUGGUGAAGUGUUAGGGAAACCUGAUUUUAUGUUGAGAGAUUUUUUCACUUGUGGUUGAUCUGACUUAUACUUGUAUGCAUUAUGUUAAAGGAGAUUGCGCACUGGUUUUUAUCAAUUAUGCAAUUGUUGGUCACCCGCUUAUAGAGCAGUACGUGAUGUAUUUAAAAUCCCCAAAUAGGUGUGUUGCAUGGUGCUUGUGGAUGAUGAUCAUUUUAGUUUAUCACCCUCUACAAUGUUGUUUCAAGAUUAUUAUCAAUAGUUUCUCCUUGUGGUUGUGGUGAUGGAUAAUGCCUCAGUAAUGUUGCUACAGUAUAACAACUGUUAUUUUGAAAUUUCUAUGGUCAUUCUAGGAGUGGCCAAUUGAAGGAUGCGUAUUACUCAGUCUGAUCAUGCAAUUGUAUAGAUGUAUAUCUUUCUUUGUAAAAGGAUCUUGGUAACCAUAUGCCCAAGAUUGUCUGGUUGAUUAUUUAAGGUGCUAGGUGAUGAGAGAUUUGAACUUCCAAGCACUGCAACCCCAGGUGCUAGCUGUGUUUAGAUGUUUGUUUUGCUGUAAAUAAUUAUGGGUCAGGGGCAGCUAGAAAAUAUGGCUAUGGCAUUGGUGCCAAAUGGAUAGUAAUGCUGCACUUAUCCUUAUAAUAGUGGCCAGAGCUUCUUUUUACUGUUGGACUUUGUAAUUGUUUGAAAGUGGUGGUGUAUACCAAGGCUGCAGUUUAUUUUGAUGUCUAGGGCUUUGUUCGUGUAAGGAUUAAUGCACUGGAACACCAAUUGGAGAUGUAAAAAUAAGUGUCACUCAUGCCGAAUUUAUCUAUUGGGUAGAUAAUUUACAACUGAAGGUUGUUAGUGAGAAAAUUUACUAAUUCAGUCUGAGUUCCCCUCUCUUACCCAGGAACAAGGAAAAGGUGUAGUCACAGAGUUCGUUAUUUCGGUUGACAGAAUAAUGAAUGUCAGUGGUUGACGACCUGCCAGCAGUUUGUGGUAGGGGUGCUAGAUAUGAACCUAGUAAUUAAUGGCCUUGCUCACCAUAGAUCUAUAGUUGCUGGUACUGGCUUAGUGGAGGCUGGAAUUGGCUGAAGGUCUAAAAUUCAACUUCUCAUGGGGAUUCUGAUUUUCUUCUUUGUCUCAUGUACAUGACAGGGCAUAAAAAUAUCUUUCUUCUGGUAAAAUAAUGUUUACCAAACCAUUGGAAAAUCUCUCAGCAGAAUUAAGCUCCAUUGUUAAAAAUUAUAUUCCUACUGGCCUCAUGAGAGUGCAUGGUGAUUGGGUGAUGCUUGUGCAGGUCUGUUGCAUGCUUGGGAUCACAUUAAGCUGCUUUUUCAUUGCAUUUUCAGUUGCGGAUGGAGGUUGCAUCCCCUUCCUUUUGAUGCUGCAUGUAGAACAAGGUUGUUUGUUGAGUUUCUUUGCCCUUAUUGUAUUGGUAACUGCAAGAGGUGGGUUUUGCUGUUAGACACACACAUUUUUGCCAGUGGACACAUUUUUUUCAUGAAGGUGAUAAUAUAACGGAGACUUUUAAGUCUGUUGACUUAAAUGUUAUUGUUUCGGAGUUUAAUGAACUGAGAAACCACGUUUUGUACCGGUACAUGAGCUUCAAUGACUCUGUAUUGUAUUGGUGACAAUUAGAGUUACCUUCAUCUGGUAGAGUUAGUACAUAGCUUAAAAAGGUGCAUUUCUUAUCAGUGACUGUGCAAUCUGUUUUCUAGAGCUGUACUGGUCUAAUCAUCAAUAAGUAGAGAAACCAUGAAUUGACGGAGUUUUAGAAGUGCUUUUAAUGUCUCCAGGUGCGAUAGUGAAAUGGCGACUAGGGAGGAAAUCUUCAAAUUCCUUUUAAGCUGCUCCUCCAUCCAGGAAUGUGGGUGCUGGGAGGGAGACCUGGUGUCAUGUUGGGUGAUAUACCUGUAAGGAAUUACAUUUAGUUUUGCACUGAAAGGAAUGAUUAAUACCCGGUAUUGCCUAAUUCCAUGAAAAUUGGGAUAGUUAGGGUGUGUAGCAUGAGUUUUGACAAGUUGACCCAUAACCAGUCUUUCUAAAUGGUGCCUUCUUGCUGUAGGCUGCUAUUUAGUGAUUGUUCUAAACAACGUGACCUGAAGUAAUAUAAUUUCCGUAUUUGUUGUGUUGGUAUUUCCUGGUGUAGUCACGGAGUUGGUCUAUUAACUGCCCUGGUAACAGACUGAUUCCCAUAUUGACGACAAUUUUCCUUAGCAUAGUGUAGUUUGCUUCUGAUUAUGUAGUUUUUGUCCUUGUUGGAAUGGUGAUGGAUGAUGCUUUUGCAAUCAUUCUUCAAGUGACCAAGUUGUAGCAGUGAUCUUUGCAGGGUGGUAAAUGGAGGUUGUGCAGUCUUGCUUUGAUGCUUCACUGUAAUUUAUAUAUUUGUGUCUGCUUGCGGAUCGUUUUAGAGCUAUGGAGGUUUUAAGGUUUAGGUAUAAUGGUUACGCUGGCAAUGAUUGCUUUUAUUAUUAGAUACUUCUUAAGCGAAAUAGGGUAUUAUUAUUAUUCUCCCAAAUUUUAAGAUUGUUCCUCUUUUUAGAUUAGUUUUUUAUCUUAGCAGUAUAGUAUAUAUCAUUUAAUUAUUUUAGUGAUUUGUAGGUCCACAUCAGCCUUCCUGGCUGCCAAUUUGUAACCUGCAUUACCAAAUAAAAUGAUGAUGAUGAUGAUGAUUAAGAAUCAAACGUCAACCAGCCAGAACUGACCGGGUUUAAGGCCCUAGAGAGGAAAUACAAACUCAUUUCCCCUUAACCUUUCAAAUCGCUUCUCAUUUCUGCUGUUUAUGUCUCUGGUUGUUACUUUGUAAACUGAAAAACAAAACUCUUUCUUAAUCUAAAAACUGGGUUGAAAUGAAAAAUCUCAGAUUAAAUCUCUUAUUAGGUUCUUUCGUUGGUGUUCCUUGCUCAAGAGGUCUCAAUUGGCUAUCGGGAGUUUUUUUUUCGAAUGGGUUUGAUUAACAUUACUUAAUGUCAAUUCUCUGUUUGACAGGUCGUCCUGGAAAAGUUAGAAUUAUGGCUACAGCUAUUUCGCCAUUUGCGUCUACGAAAGAGACUACCAACUAUGCAAGGCUAUGCCGCCUCCUGGUGGAUGUUGGAUCUCAGGUGCUUCGGUCCACUUUUGACAAAAUACAUCCACUAGCGACUCUACAUACAGUUUUGGGAAGAACCUCAGUGCAUUACGCCACAUUGCAAUCACUGUACAAAGGGAGGAAGAAAGUGCUGAAUCCUACGCAGUGGGGAAAGUUGUACCCUACUCACAAAGCCGUGACUUCUAAAGACUUCGACAUCACACUCCUAACAGUGCUGCUUAGAAAUAUCUGUAGUCUGCGCACUCCUACCAAGGGAUGGGAUGAGCUUCCCCUAGCUACAGACAUACGCACCGAAGAUGACAUCGCCAGAGUGAAGUAUUACAGGAACACUGUAUACGGCCAUGCUCCUCAAGCCUCUGUGGAUGACAGUAGUUUCAGUGCUUACUGGCAGGAAAUACGAGAAGCUUUGGUGAGACUAGGAGGAACUCAUUUUAGAGCUAAAAUCGACAAUCUUGAGCACGACUGCAUGGAUCCAGUUAUCGAGGAGCAUUAUCGUGAACUGAUGAAACAAUGGAAGAAAGACGACGACAGCAUCAAAGACAAGCUUGAAGAAAUUGAAGGUAAGAAAAACAUUGUCCACUGCCAAUGUGGAUGAAUUUGAAGGCUACAAAAGUAUAUAUUUUCAGUUAAUACAGCAGUGCAGGCUAGCUCAUGAAGUUUUCAUUUUGGUUGGAACUAGUCUUCUAUUUGGAAGGUAUUUUUUCGUCAUGUGUGAAAAAUGAAGAAUUAACCCCAAUGUUGACACUGUGUGUUCAUUUGCAGCUAUACAUGAAGAUACUCUAUAGUGUGUGGGAUGCCACGGAAUGUGAGAUAUUCUGCCCUGGCUACCUCUAGGAUUUGAUGGUGUUUUGACAGCACUCAUACAUAUGUAUGAUCGUAGUUAUCGUCUCUUUUUUUCGUAUCACCUUUCUCGUAAUGAAUCUUACUUCCUAGUAGCGUUAGAUGUGACCCACAUACUUCUCAAUAAAAUAACCAAAUCCUUCCUGCGCUCAUAUUGUGGAGUAUUCAAUUCUACAUGGGAAAAUAGUUGAAUGAGGAUCUGCUUGAGUAAAAUGGGUUAGAACAAGAUAUAUGUGGUUAUUUUACAAUUCCUAAGGAAAAGACUGCAGGCAAAACCUCCCACUCCAUUGCAGACGGGUCUCUAGGUUUCCUCUGCGUUUUUUUUUUUUUUUGCCUGAUGAAACACAGGAAUGCAGGGUAACUCAUGUUUUCAUUUUGGUUGGAACUAGUCACAUAUUUGGAACGUUAUUCUAGCGUUAUGUUUGAAAAAUUAAGAAUUAAACCCAAAUGUCCACAUUGUGUUUUCAUCGGCAGUAUCUUUGUCUGUUCGUGGGUACUCGUGUACAACUGCUGGAGUGCGGCACUUUUGUGAUUUCUAAGCGUCUUAUUGAGUUUGAUCUGUUCAGAAUCGAGUAGAUAUUGACAUAGGUAUCAUUGUUUAUCUGCACGUUUAUGUGAAUUUGUGAUGUAAAUGUGCUUAUGAAAUUGCGCUUAUCUUUCUUACUAAUGCAGAUUCGCUAAGUGACCUCAGAGACACAACUGAGAAGAUAGAGAUUGAAAUGAAGGAGGUUAAAGAGACGCUUUGUAGCCUGACGACCACAGUGGAGAAAAGCACAGUUGAAGGUUGGUUGCUAGAAAUAGCUACUCACAGAUAAACUGAACUAUCAAUAGGGAUUCCGUUCCGUUAACUUGAGUACACUUUUCAGGUAAUGUAUUGUUGUAAGAGCACGCCUUGGCUACUAGGUUAAACCUAAAUGAAGAUACUAGGUAAUGUGUGGGAUGAAUGAAAUGGCACGGAAUCUCAGGUUACCUCUCAGAUUGGAUAGCUUUCUGACAGCACUCUUACACAUUUGGCCGAGAAGGGUUAUUGCCUGAUUUUAGUUUUACUUUUGUUAUGGAAAUAAUGAAUCUAACUUCCUAAUUCGUUAGAUUUUACCUGCAUAUUCUUGAACAGACUAAUGCAAUCCUUCCUCCACUCAAAUUUUUUGUAGAGUAUUCUAUUUUACAUGGAAAAAAUUUCUGAAUGAGGGCUGUGUUAGUAAAAAGGGGCAGGAGAAGGCGUAUGUGGUUAUUUUAAUUUUCCCGAGCGAAAAACUGUGAACGAAACUUCACAAUGCAUUGCAGCCGGACCUCUGGUUUGUUCCAGCGUUUUCCUUUUUCUAUGAUUAAACGACGUGAAAACGAGGGCGGAAGAGCUUUCUUUGUUUUUUUUUUUUUGGAAAACUUUAUAUUUUGAUUAGAGUGGAGAACGAAAUAAAACGAAGUACAGUUUUAACGAAAACAUUGGCAUUAACUUUGGCUCGAUGUUAGAAAUUAACAGAGUAGGUUCCACUGCAUUUACAAGCCAAAUAGCUUUUGGUCAGUAAAUUGACAUGAAUCAUACAUUGAUACCUUUUUCAUCGUCCAAGUAAUUUCUUUGGCGGUGGUGUCGUACUCGUUCGCUAAUUUAAAUUCAGUGCCGAAUACCUAGUAGCAUUAGAUGUAAUCCGCAUAUUUCUGAAUAAAAUAACUAAACCCUUCCUGCGCUCAUAUUGUGGAGUAUUCAAUUCUGCAUGGGAAAAUAGUUGAAUGAGGAUCGUCUUGAGUAAAAUAGGUUCCUAAGGAAAAGACUGUAGGAAAAACCUCCCACUUCAUCGCAGGCGAGCCCCCAGUUUUCUGCAGCACUUUUGAUGAAACCGCGUGACAAAGAAAGCACAAAGGCGUUGUUUGGUUUCUAUUUAUUUGUUCGUAGUCUCGGUAAAUCCCGAAAAAUCCUUUCUCAGACUACGGCUCCAAUGAUAUGAAUAUUUAUCUCCCGAGUAAUUUAUUUUACGACAGAGUUUCACUGUCAGACACCCUUAAAGCCGAACAAACAGAGUAGGUUUACCUGAAUUCAUAAUCUAAAUGGCUUUUAAUCAGUAAGCAUGAAUCAUACACUAAAAGCUUUUUGCAUCGUCCAAGUAAUUUCUUUGGCAACGGUAUCGUACUCAUUCACUUAUUUAAAUCCAGUGCCGAAUACCAGAGAGGCACCACAAUUUUUAAUGCUGCAUUCAUUAGAUUUCUUACUUAUUUUGCUACUGCUAGGUAUUUUUGAUCCGACUGAGCUUAUCAAUGGAAUUCGCCAGCUGUACAAGACUCGCGAGGGAUGGCUCUCACCAUUUCCAUGGUGUGAGGAAUUUCAGUUUUUUCUUGGAAAUAUUUUUACAAGGCUCAAAGUGGUCAGAAGAAAGAAAACGAGAGGAGAAAUCAGUAACGUAUUUGUUGACAUGUCGUCAAUACUAGACCCGUAUGAAGAGUGUUCAUACAUACAUACAUACAUACAUACAUACUUUAUUUAUUCCAGAAGCAGAUGAUAACUAUUAUAUACAAAUAAAACUAAAAAGAAAAUACUUCUAGAAAAGGAAGUUAAGAGGUUAUCCCUGUGUAAAAACUCCCUUAAAAGAAAAGACAAAAUAUAAAUCAAAAUCAUUACAAUCAAAUAUUUAAGUACGAUUUAAGUUUAGAUUUAAAAUGCUGAAAGCUGUCAGCUUCCACUAUAUCACCCGGUAACUCGUUCCAUAAUUUGACAAUCCUAAUAAAAAAGAAUUUUUGUAACAAUUAAGUCUAGCUGGUUUAAUAUAGAGUUUGUAUUGAUGAUUUGCUCUCGUAGACCGAAUCGUGGCAAUAUCAAAGAAGUCUUCAAAAUUUAAAUGAUAAAACCAAAAACUAUCUUAUAACAUUCGACUAAAGAUAAGUAAGUUCUACGGUCAGAGAGAGUGGGCCAUUUUAACAGUUUGCAUCGGUCUUCAUAGGACAUUUCUCCUUUGCGUUGAUUUAAAGCGAGUCUUGAGGCUCUUCGCUGUACAUUUUCAAGGGCAUGGAUGUCCUUAACAAGGUAAGGACACCAAACAGGUACCGCAUAUUCCAAGAUUGGCCGUACCAGAGACAUGUACAGCAUAGAAAAAACAUUUGUGUUAGCGGUGCCUACUGAGCGUUUAAUGGAACCUAAAACUUUGUUCGCUUUAUUGACAGUGAUACUUAUGUGAUGGCCCCAUGAAAGAUCUCUAGUUAGUGUGACACCGAGAUCUUUAAAAUUAGUCACGUCUUUCAGGGGCUUUUCUAAGAAAUAAUUAGUUACCGACUUAUCGCGUAAAUGCGUGAUUCGCAUAGAUUCGCAUUUGUCUGCGUUGAAACGUAGCUGCCACUUACGAGCCCAUGCGCUAAGAUUAUUAAGAUCAUCCUGAAGAAGCUGACUAUCUUUUUAUAGGGUCAAUUAUCUCUCUGUAGAUCUUCGUGUCGUCUGCAUAUAAUUUUACUGUAGAUGAUAAGAAUUCAGAUAUGUCAUUAAUAUACAAUAAAAACAAUAGGGGCCUGAGAAUGGUUCCCUGUGGAGUUCGGAGGUAACGCACGACCAAUCAGAAUAAGAUCCCCUAACGACUACACGUUGUUUGCGCCCCACCAAAAAAUGUCUCAGCCAGUUGAGUAAACAUUCGUCGAUGCCGCUACAUUUCAAUUUUAAAAGCAGUCGCUCAUGAGGAACGCUGUCGAAGGCUUUGGCAAGAUCCAGAAAAACAACAUCGGUAGGAGUGGAUGAAUUACGGAUUUCGCCCAGUCAUUAAACGUUGAUAACAUUUGAGUUGUAGUAGAUCUUCCUCGUAAAAGCCAAAUUGGUUGCUAUUGAUAAAGUCGAUUUCGCGCCAGAACUUAAUCAUCCUAUCAAAACAAUUUUUUCACAGAUCUUACAAGCAAUUGAAGUAAGGGAAAUUGGGCGGUAAUUUUCUCUCGAAGAUUUGGAACCCUUCUUAUGUAGAGGAGUAAUGUCGGCAUGUUUCCAUUCCUCAGGCAAAAGGCCAAGAGACAACGAUUUGUUUAUCAUAUACGUUAACGAAGGUGCUAAUUCCGAAGCACACGACUUAAAAAUGCACGGCGCGAUAUGGUCAGGCCCAGGAGACUUGUUGGGCUUGAGUUUCAGAAGAUGGCGUUUGACCUCAUUGACAGAACAAUCAAUUUUACAAUCAAUGUGUUGAACAAAGUGUUCAGCGCCGAGAACAGUGUUGAUUGAAGGAGAACCUGGUAUGGGAAAAACCACCUAUUGUAAAAAGUACGCCUACGACUGGGCCACAAAACAGCAAGAACCUCAGGGCUGCGGCUCAACAGCAUUUAAAGUGGUAUUGUUUCUGAAAUGUCGAGAUAUCCGUUCUGACGUUUGGGAAGCUAUUGAUGAUCAGCUUCUGCCCCGAGACAUCGAUGAAGAAGUCAAACAACAAUUCUUUCGUUUUAUUCGUGAAAAUCAGUCCAGCAUUUUAUUGAUAUUGGACGGAUUGGAUGAGUUACCGUCCAGUAAAUUGUCGAUGUUUUCCGAAUUAAUUGAAGGAAGAGUGCUCCCCAAAUGCCACAUAGUUGCAACAGCAAGACACGAAGCUGGAAAAGAGGUGAGAAAAUGUUGUGACGUGCUGCUUCAGAUCGAAGGAUUUACUGAAGAGCAUGUGAAAGGAUUUGUCACCAAGUACUUUAAAGAAAGGACGGAUUUAUUACCAAGCUCUCGCAACGGAUGUCGCGAGAUAGAAACCUGAGAGAAAUGGCGGCCAAUCCUCUAAACACAGCACUUCUUUGCCUUUUAUGCGAAGAGUUUGAGGGCACACUCCCCGAAAGCAGAGCUCAACUGUACUUGGAUAUGGUUGAAUGUGUUUUGAGAAGAUAUAGAAAAAGGAAGGGACUACUAGAAAAGAUCGAAGACUUGACAAACCAUUACAAACCGCAAUUGAAUCACUUUGGAAAGGUAGCGUUGAAUGGUUUACUUGACGAUAAGUUGGAUUUUAAUGAAAGUGAAUUGAGAAACCAUGCAAAAGACCUGACUGAAUUUGGAUUUCUGUCAGUGCAGCCUGGUGGCAGCAAACUGAGACAAACACUGCACUAUGCCUUCUUACAUAAAAGUUUUCAAGAAUUCUUUGCAGCAUUCUUCAUUUAUUCUCAGAUUCAAAGCAAGGAGAUGAAACCUGAAGAACUAGUUUCCGAUCCAAGGUAUUUCGUAAAACUUAAACAAAUACUUUUGUUUUCAUGUGGAAUUUUGGCCAUGAAAUGCGAUGAACAGGUUGUGGCUCUUGUAAAGAGUUUAACAAAUGAAGUCAACAAAAAUGAAGGCCGUGGUGCAAAAAUUGUAUUGGAGGUCAUCAACGAAUGCAAAAGAGAAAAAAGUGAUUUUCACUCGCAUUUAUUGAAGUCGUUUGGAACUGGAUUGAAUCUGACCAAUUUGAAUUUGUGUGUCAAUAGUAUUAGUGCUGCGGAUGCUACAUGUAUUGCUGAGGCAAUCAAAGUGAACAAGACGCUAACCAAUUUGGAUUUGUCUCACAAUGGUAUUAGUGCUGCGGGUGCUACAUGUAUUGCUGAGGCAAUCAAAGUGAACAAGACGCUAACCAAUUUGGAUUUGUCUGGGAAUCGUAUUAGUGAUGCGGGUGCUACAUGUAUUGCUGAGGCAAUCAAAGUGAACAAGACGCUAACCAAUUUGUAUUUGCGAAACAAUGGUAUUAGUGAUGCGGGUGCUACAUGUAUUGCUGAGGCAAUCAAAGUGAACAAGACGUUAACCAAUUUGUAUUUGUCUGGGAAUCAUAUUAGUGAUGCGGGUGCUACAUGUAUUGCUGAGGCAAUCAAAGUGAACAAGACGCUAACCAAUUUGUAUUUGCGAAACAAUGGUAUUAGUGAUGCGGGUGCUACAUGUAUUGCUGAGGCAAUCAAAGUGAACAAGACGCUAACCAAUUUGGAUUUGUCUCACAAUGUUAUUAGUGCUGCGGGUGCUACAUGUAUUGCUGAGGCAAUCAAAGUGAACAAGACGCUAACCAAUUUGUAUUUGCGAAACAAUGGUAUUAGUGAUGCGGGUGCUACAUGUAUUGCUGAGGCAAUCAAAGUGAACAAGACGCUAACCAAUUUGGAUUUGUCUCACAAUGUUAUUAGUGCUGCGGGUGCUACAUGUAUUGCUGAGGCAAUCAAAGUGAACAAGACGCUAACCAAUUUGUAUUUGUCUCACAAUGUUAUUAGUGCUGCGGGUGCUACAUGUAUUGCUGAGGCAAUCAAAGUGAACAAGACGCUAACCAAUUUGGAUUUGUCUUGGAAUGGUAUUAGUGCUGCGGGUGCUACAUGUAUUGCUGAGGCAAUCAAAGUGAACAAGACGCUAACUAAUUUGGAUUUGUCUGGGAAUCAUAUUAGUGAUGCGGGUGCUACAUGUAUUGCUGAGGCAAUCAAAGUGAAUAAGACGCUAACCAAUUUGGAUUUGUCUGGGAAUCGUAUUAGUGAUGCGGGUGCUACAUAUAUUGCUGAGGCAAUCAAAGUGAACAAGACGCUAACCAAUUUGUAUUUGCGAAAGAAUGAUAUUAGUGAUGCGGGUGCUACAUGUAUUGCUGAGGCAAUC
Molecule: messenger RNA, 13201 nt
Organism: Pocillopora meandrina
Lineage: Eukaryota; Metazoa; Cnidaria; Anthozoa; Scleractinia; Pocilloporidae
Source: the annotation of a GenBank genome assembly